AGAGAGAGAGAGAGAAAAGUCACAGAAACAGCACGUAGCAAAGGUACAGUAUCUUAAUAACCACUGCACUGUCAGAAUCGAUCAGCUUCGACUCCUCUUCCACGGAAGUGAAGUGAAGUUGGAGAGUGAUGUUUGUUCCUCGGAUAAUCCAACCCCUCCCUCUCUCCUCUUGUAUCACAUCACCACUGGAUAUCCGUAUACUUACUACCUAGGCAUUUAUCUACCAUGGAGAACUCCAACUUGUCUUUUUCAUCCUGUUUCCCUUUACUCACAUUCACAUCCAUCCAACCCUUCCUAAAUCCUAAGAACAGCUGCUGCUUCUUCUCAAAAUGUCCCAAGGCACCCGUCUCCAAGACAAAGUCGCCAUCGUAACCGGAGGCAGCUCUGGCUUCGGCGCCGCCAUCGUCCGACGCUUCAACGAAGAAGGCGCAAAAGUGAUAGUCGCUGACAUCGACCCCGAGGGCGGCGCAAACGUGGUCUCCUUGGACCCUGGAAACCUCGUGUUCCAGCGGGUGGAUGUCUCGAAGAAAGAAGACUGGAGAGCGGCGGUGGAUGUGGCGUUUACUCGGUUUGGGAGGUUGGAUGUAUUAGUGAAUAAUGCGGGGACGACGUAUAAGAAUAAGCCUACGCUAGAAGUCACAGAAGAGGAAUGGGAGCGUGUUUUCAAUGUGAAUGUCAAGGGAAUCUUCUACGGUUCGCAGGCUGUAGUGGGACGGUGGAUUGAGCAGGGCCACGGCGGUUCGAUGAUUAAUAUUUCGUCUACGGGGGCGUCGAGGCCUAGGCCUGGGUUGGUUUGGUAUAAUGCGUCGAAGGGGGCUGUUUCUAAUGCAACGAAAGGUCUGGCUGCUGAGUACGGUCCACAUAAUAUCCGUGUUAAUACUGUUUCUCCUCUACUGUCUGGGACAGGGCUGUUCAGUAUGUUUACUGGGAUGGAGGAUACCCCGGAGAAUAGGGAGAAGUUUAUCGGGAAUGUGCCGUUGGGUAGGUUGACAGAUCCAGAUGAUGUUGCGAAUAUGUGUGUCUAUUUGGCGAGUGACGAAGGGGCCUUUAUCAAUGGAACGGAGAUGAUUGUAGAUGGUGGAAAGUGUAUUUAAUUUGGUGUGUUUUUUUCUUCUUCCCUUAAGGGUGUUGCAGGCUAAGGAAAAUAUAUUAGGUAUUGU
Aspergillus ochraceoroseus IBT 24754 is the source of this 1160-nucleotide messenger RNA. Its product is annotated as SDR family oxidoreductase. Bases 330 to 1094 code for a protein of 254 amino acids. The transcript is spliced from 4 exons. NCBI's taxonomy places the organism in Eukaryota, Fungi, Ascomycota, Eurotiomycetes, Eurotiales, Aspergillaceae. The record is from RefSeq and is a predicted model, not a curated record.